AUGUCAGAUAUUUGUAUUGUAACCUCUGUUUUACCUUAUAAAAUGGAAUUUCAGUUGAGCACCGAAAGAACCUAUGUAGCUGAAUUAGAAUCUCUGAUAGAACACUAUGUCGAACCCUUUCAUGCGCCCGAAUAUCAGCAGGGCAUUGCGGGGCCAAUUCGCGGACGAAGUGAUCUGGUCUUCGGUAAUCUUCGCGAACUUCUUCAUUUUCAUUCUCGUUUCCUUUUGCCGGACUUACUGUCAAACGAGAAUUCGCCAGCUGGUAUUUGCCGCGUUUUCGUCCAGCAUGCUAAUAGAUUUCUCUCUUUAUAUCACGCAUAUUGUCAAAAUAAAACUGCUAGUGAUGCGAUUCGCAAAGAAUUCUGCGAGAUGUCCUCUUUCUUUGCGGAUUGCCAACGGCGUGCCGGUCAUCCUUUGCCUUUGGGAGCAUAUCUGCUGAAGCCCGUGCAAAGGAUUACCAAAUACCAACUUCUUUUGCGAGAACUCGAAAGGCACUGCCGUCCUGAGGUCCGCCCGGAAGUUGCAGCUGCAUUAUCUACGAUGUUGGAGUUACUUGCACAGAUCAACGCCGCUAUUCACCAACUUCAUAUUUCAGGUUUUAAUGGUGAUCUACGUUUACUGGGGCCGCUUAGAUUGCAGUCUGAAUGUGAUGUAUAUCAAUUUAGCCGCAAAAAGAAGGGGAAAACGGCACGAGCGCAGCGAAGUCGCAAAAAGAAGGGGAAAACGGCACGAGCACAGCGAAGGUAAGU
Molecule: messenger RNA, 749 nt
Organism: Strongylus vulgaris
Lineage: Eukaryota; Metazoa; Nematoda; Chromadorea; Rhabditida; Strongylidae
Source: the annotation of a GenBank genome assembly